Molecule: messenger RNA, 905 nt
Organism: Rubroshorea leprosula
Lineage: Eukaryota; Viridiplantae; Streptophyta; Magnoliopsida; Malvales; Dipterocarpaceae
Source: the annotation of a GenBank genome assembly
GACCCUGCCCUCAAUUGUAUAGUUCAUAAGGUUCUAUUCUUAAUUCUCAGAACUUACAUGCAUAAAAACAGAGUUUCGGGUUUGAAUGUCAGUUUUCAAAAAUUUUUAUAAUGGAAUACAACUAUCUAGUCUAUUUGGGGUGGUAAUGACAUAUGGCAAACAUCCAAACAUUUUACAUUUGCAUGUAAGCAUGAAGCACUUGUAUUUGCAUAAUUUCUAAACUAGAAACCGAAGGAAGAGAAAAGGGCUUCUGGCUAUCUGUUUUGUGAGACUUGGUGUUUGAUAUCUGUUUCGUUAGACCAUGAUUAUUAUAGUUUCUGCUAUGUGGUUUAUACUAUUGUUUGAUUCUAUGGAGGGUUUGGAACCUAUGCUAACUGCUACUUAAUUGUUUGGGCUCUAAGCUGAGCAACUUUGAUUGAUUGGACUUCUAUGCAGUAGGGAAGCUAUGGUUGGCCUUGAUUAAUGUGAAGUGCACCACAGGUUGUUAACUGGACUCCAUAAACUCUGUGAUUGUUUGUUUUUCUAGAUUGUUUAGUAAUCUGAUUUUAUUUGUUGUGUUUUGAAGUUAAUCAUUUAGUGUUCAAGUUAUGAAGAACCUAUUUAAGAGAUUUGAUCUAUAUGGCUAAGCUAUGCCUGCCACCUUCAUAUUCUAUCUUAUUUGGAUUCUGGUUGUAAGUUUUAACAUGGAUUAUUUGAUUGUUCAUGUUAAUUUGACUCAAAGCUCACUUACAGUUUUAGGUUAUGACUUAUGCUUACUGAGCUUCAUAACUCAUGUUCGUUUCUCUAACCAUUUCAGGUUAACUAAGUGCGGCUAGCAUUUUUGGAAGUCUAGAAAUUUCUUAUGAUUUAUGCGAAGGUAAAUUGUAUCUAUUCAACAUUGCAUGUGACUCUAUUUUUUUAUUUUU